Messenger RNA from Dictyostelium discoideum AX4, 621 nucleotides. RefSeq names its product Rab GTPase (gene rab1B). Gene Ontology annotation, cellular component: phagophore assembly site membrane; membrane; cytoplasm. NCBI's taxonomy places the organism in Eukaryota, Evosea, Eumycetozoa, Dictyosteliales, Dictyosteliaceae. The record is from RefSeq and is a predicted model, not a curated record. The transcript has 3 exons. Bases 1 to 621 code for a protein of 206 amino acids. Gene Ontology annotation, molecular function: GTPase activity; GTP binding.
AUGAAUCCAGAAUACGAUUAUCUUUUCAAAUUACUUUUAAUCGGUGAUAGUGGUGUAGGUAAAUCAUGUUUAUUACUUAGAUUUGCAGAUGAUACAUAUACAGAGAGUUAUAUUUCAACAAUUGGUGUUGAUUUUAAAAUUCGUACAAUUAAUUUAGAUGGUAAGAUCAUUAAAUUACAAAUCUGGGAUACUGCAGGACAAGAAAGAUUCAGAACAAUUACAUCAUCAUAUUAUCGUGGUGCACAUGGUAUCAUCGUUGUGUAUGAUGUCACUGAUCAUGUCAGUUUCAACAAUGUCAAACAAUGGAUGCAAGAAAUUCAAAGAUAUGCAUGUGAUAGUGUAACUCGUUUACUCGUUGGUAACAAAUGUGAUCUCAUUGAAAAGAAGAUCGUCGAUACCAGUACCGCCAGAGAAUAUGCCGACUCUGUUGGUAUUCCAUUUUUGGAAACAUCUGCCAAAUCAUCAGCAAAUGUAGAACAAGCAUUUAUGAUUAUGGCUAGUGAAAUUAAAAAGUUACAAGGUGGUAUUCAACCAAAUAACAACUCCACUUACAAUGCUCAUGUUGUUAAACCAACUGGUUUCACUCCAAUUGGUAAAAAGAAGAAAUGUUCAAUCAUAUAA